AUGCUUGUCGAGGACAUCAUCGACCUCGGCCUCGUCUCGCACUUCCUCGGCGCCGAUCCUGGCGCCGAGGACGUGGUCUCCGCCGCCAGCCACGACGGCGCCUGCACCGCCUUUGCGAGCGGCGAGGUGGUCGUCCUUAUGCGGCGCGAGGCGCCGACCUCGCCGACUCUCCUGCGUGCCCCUGGCGAGCACGCGAGCGCGGUGGUCUGCCUGACCGUGCCUGCCGCCGCCGCCGUCGUGGCCGUGGUCGGCUACCGCAGCGGCGCUCUCGCUGUGUGGUCGAGCGACGGCUCGCGGCUGCUCCGGCUGCACCUGCACAACUCGCCGCUCGUGCAGCUGGCGGCGCAGACGCUCGGCGGCUGCGACGCCGACGGCGGCACGCUGCUCUGCCUCUGGGCGGGCGGCGCGCUGUGCCACGUCUGCGCCGCGACGCUCGGCGAGGCUCUCACGAGCCGACUCGCAAGCGGCGGGGAGGGGCGGGGGGGCAGGGUGGCGACCGAGCGGCUGGCCGCGUGCUUCCGCCUGCUCAGCGUCGGGGAGCGGCCGUCGGGCGGCGGCUGGGUCGGCGUGGCGAGCGGCGGGCAGCUCCCCUCUCCGCCCCUCGAGGUUGACGCCGCGCUCAAGGGCGGCCGCGGCGAGGCGGAGAGAGGGAGGGAGCCGCCCUCGCUCGGGCUCACGCUAACGGACGGCGCCUCUCUGCAACUCCACCUCGUCACCGUCGCCACAGCAGAGGCGCCGCCGCCGGCCGCCGCCGACGCGGACGCCGCCGCUGCCGCCACGAAGAUGUGGGCUGUGCCGGCGGGCGUCCGGCUGCGCGCGAUCGCGACCGGCCCCGGCUGCCGGCUGCUUGCGCCGGCUCCGCCGCUGGCGCAGGCGGAGGAGGGAGGCGCUCCGCUCCGGUGCUACCUCCUGCAGCCGUCGGGCGCGCUGAGCCGCCUCGAGCCCACCGAGACUUGUGACACUUGA
Emiliania huxleyi CCMP1516 is the source of this 966-nucleotide messenger RNA. RefSeq lists its product as hypothetical. The transcript has 2 exons. NCBI's taxonomy places the organism in Eukaryota, Haptophyta, Isochrysidales, Noelaerhabdaceae. The record is from RefSeq and is a predicted model, not a curated record. The coding region runs from base 1 to 966 and encodes 321 amino acids.